Messenger RNA from Solea senegalensis (Senegalese sole), 6667 nucleotides. It is a transcript of the gene rimkla, whose product is annotated as ribosomal modification protein rimK-like family member A. The record is from RefSeq and is a predicted model, not a curated record. NCBI's taxonomy places the organism in Eukaryota, Metazoa, Chordata, Actinopteri, Pleuronectiformes, Soleidae. Gene Ontology annotation, biological process: protein modification process. Gene Ontology annotation, molecular function: ligase activity, forming carbon-nitrogen bonds; ATP binding; metal ion binding. Gene Ontology annotation, cellular component: cytoplasm. Bases 641 to 1846 code for a protein of 401 amino acids. The transcript is spliced from 5 exons.
GCGGAGAAAUGGAGUUGUAAACCAAUCGUGUGCACUUUUCAGCACCAACACCUCGUGGACAGCAGCCAAACGGAGACGGUGGUUGAUGAUGUGUGUUCGCUAAGUUUAUUGUCAUAAACUGAAGAUUGACUGCUGCGGUCACUGGGAAACUUUACUGCGAGUUUCGAGUCCGCGAGAGGAGCACACAGCGGCGCAGCUCGCGCUUUGUCCGCCCCAGUGGGCACGCUGAGCCAAGAACUGCUCCUCGCUUGAUAGAGGCAAGUUUUUUUGUGGUCGAUAUCUUUUUGUGUGUGUGUGUGACUCGCCUGUGUCGAAUUGGCGCGGCCUGGCUUCGUCUAACAGCAGAGGAUUAGAUGGCUGCAAAGGAAGGCAAACAAAUGUGAUAAGGAGCACUAGCUAUCCUCGCCGGUUCGGCCCAGACAACGGUUGAGUCGUGGUCGCGUUUCCAGCCACAUCGCAGCCUGCACGCACCGCUAGCCGCCGAGGUCUCCAUUGUGUGAGCAUCUCUUGUGCUAUCGCUGCAGCCGCCCGACCAGAGCCCCGGAUCCCGCGCUGCCAUCACGCACCGGCCCCCCCUUUUCCUCACAGCUACACCCGUUGUGUCUCUAUAGCCUUUCUGAAUCGACGCAUCCAAAACAAAAUGUGUUCUCGGGUUUGGUUCGUGACCGACCGGCGCAUCAGCCAGGAGUAUCCACAAGUUCAGAUCCUGCGGGCAUUGAAGGAGCGCUGCGCCGAGGAGGAUGUUGAAUUCCGCUCACUUCUCAUGGAUCAAAUUGUGUUGACGAUCACCGAGGGACAAUUGGGUCUGCGAGUGGAACAGGAAUUGGUGACAUCCUAUCCACAGGUGGUGGUGGUGCGGGUGCCCACUCCCUGGGUGCAGUCAGAUAGUGACAUCACUGUGCUACGCCACUUGGAGAAAAUGGGCUGUCGACUGAUCAACCGACCCCAGGCUAUACUCAACUGUGUUAAUAAGUUCUGGACCUUUCAGGAAUUGGCUGGCCACGGGGUGCCUCUUCCCGACACUUUCUCCUACGGAGGGCACGACAACUUCCGUAAGAUGAUUGACGAGGCCGAGCCACUCGGCUAUCCGGUUGUGGUGAAGAACGCACGUGGCCACAGAGGAAAGGCAGUGUUCCUAGCACGGGACAAACACCACCUGACAGACCUGUGCCACUUGAUCCGCCAUGACACGCCCUACCUGUUUCAGGAGUAUGUGAAGGAGUCGCACGGCCGCGACGUGCGGGUGGUCCUGGUGGGCGGCCGCGUCAUCGGCUCCAUGCUACGCUGCUCCACUGACGGUCGCAUGCAGAGCAACUGCUCCCUGGGUGGUGUGGGCAUGAUGUGUCCACUGAGUGAACAGGGAAAGCAGCUGGCCAUAGAGGUGUCUAAUAUCCUCGGCAUGGAUGUGUGUGGGAUUGACCUCCUGCAACUCAACGACGGCUCAUUUGUGGUCUGCGAGGCCAACGCCAACGUGGGCUUCAUCGCUUUCGACCAGGCCUGCGGCAUGGACGUGGCGGGCAUCGUCGCCGACUUCGCCCUGUCGAUGCUCCCCAGCCGCCUCACCCGCAAGAUGUCCUUGCUGUCUGUCGUGUCAAGCACCAGUGAGACCAGCAGUGAGCCUGAGGUGUGCGCGGUGCCGUCUGGCGGUGGCUCGCUGCCCGAGGCCGUCUGCAACAUGAGCGUGGGCUCUACUUCCAGUGAGAGUGACCCGGAGCUGGCCGAGCCCUCCCAGUCGUCGCCACGCCAGUCCACCGCGCCCACCUUGGCUGACCUGCCGGACCUCCCCGAUCCAGCCUACAACUUCAACACCCUCCUCGCCAACGAGAUCAAGUUAUUGACUGAGUGAGAUUCAAGCGGCUUCAUGCACACACUGACACUGACACAAACACACAUCAAAACACGCUUACCCACACGUAUGUAUGUAUGGCAACAUUCCUUAACACAUAUCAGUCCAAAAACGAUACAAACACAGGAUGUCAAAUGCAAAGCUAGAAACUGAGUGAAACCGAACAUACAACAGAAACAUAAACAAACUAGAACACAAGCCUUUUCCUGCUUACUCCUUUCAACAAAAGCAAAGAUCUGAGGCUGCUCCCCUGACUCUCCUGCCUUUGCACCUCUACUCCCAAACUGCAAACCUCAAACCUUAGCUCACUCUGCAGCACGGUGGCGUGAUAAUAGUACACAAGACGAGUGCUUACCGACUCUUCUAGUUUCUGUUUUUUGGAAAACAAUGAGGGUAAAGGUGUUUGAAUUUAAUGGGAAACAUUUCUUGUGUUGAUAUCCUCAAAAACAAAACGUUAUUUAACAGAGAACAGGGAAUUGCUGUUGAUAGAAAAAAAGGGUUUUGUGGUGAGGCUGUUUGUCAGAGUUUGGCGGAUUAGAGGCGAAAUGAGAAGGUGGUUAGCUUAAGCACAUCCUUGUGCAAGGCAUAUCCUGUACCAGUCCCUCCAGGAAUUCGCAAUGUUGUGAUCACAGCAAUUAAUGCCAAUUCGUUACCAAGUCCCUUUUCUGCAGGUUUGUCCAAUCACCAUAGUUUUCUGCAAGGCAAAUCACCGUGACAGAGGUUGUUCAUCAUUUGUCAUUGGUCAGUCUUUUUCCAAAUGAUGGGUUUGGACCAAAAAGUGGGUUGCAGGACUGGACAAUACCAUUUACAUCAGGAGCACAUCAGACACAGUGAGCUGCAGACACUGUGUCAUCACAACUGAGGACUUUACUGUGCAGCUCUGCCUCCACCUCUUGGCAAAAAUCCAACUUGACUGAGAACAGUAUUUUCUAAUGAGUGGUAAAUUCAGUCAGUUUGUAGGUGAAACUGUGACUUUACGCUGCUACUGCUCACGGAGGGGGAGACAGACGGACAGACAGACAGAGUGCAGUUAAUAGACCUACAUACAGAGCAAGAAUGAACUUAGUCCGGUGAAUCAGACACUGCACAUAUCUUUCUGAUUGUUAGCAGUUGAAUUUUGAUGUAAAAAUAGACACGAAGUGAGACAGACUGCUGUGAGCGAGUGUCUCACACGCACAAAGGCUGCAAAUCUCAGACAGGACUGUGAUGAUCCUAAUUCACGAUCAACAUCACCCACGUCAACAUCAUUUUAACUAACCGUACGAACAUUUACACUGAAGAUACUGAAACUGUAGGUCGCUUAGACAGCCUGUUGUUAGCCUUUAAUUUCACAUUAUGUGGGGGGGGGGGAAUGCAACAACAUUUUCAACCAUUUUCAUCGCAAAAAAAAGCAUUUGCGGUCACAACAGUCACAGAAACAGCCUGCGAAAUCCUGGAAGGACCGCUAUACUGCCGAAUCCAAUGUAGCAAUACAGACACACACAACAGAACGGGGACCAGGGAAUGAAGGAAAUUCAAAGUUACUGCUAUUCAUGACGGGAGAAAACGAAUGUACACUCAGUGUCAGUCUUUUUUGUUUACCAGGUUGAGAUUCGGAUGCAGAUCAGUUCAUUGAAUGAAAUACUUGAGCUUCAACUCUCUUUGCCUUUAACUUUAAGUCACAUGGUAACACAAGUUAAUGUCAUUACAAUCCAUGGAAUCCCAGUUUUCAGUCAUUGGUAUUACAAUGUUGCGUGAGCUGCUUCAUUUACAAAGAAUAAGAGUCACAAAAUGUCCAUACAUUAAAUCUCUGUUCAGUGUGAGUGAAGCAGACGCGUGUUAAUGUCAGCAAAACUGACCUGACCUGUGCAAGGUAGUACAUAUCACACCGCACGUCUGGAAUUACAUGUAUAAAACAUUUGACUCUUUUUCAUUUUUUACAUACCUAGAUAACUAGUUUGAUUAGCCUUACCGACAGCAGCGGUAGCCUGUUGCUUUUUUUUAAAAAAAACACAAAAAAGAUUCCACUCAGUGUUUAGCACUUUAUGAUAAAGACAAAUUUAGGAAACACCGUACUGUGUGUGAAACCUGCAUUGUCACAUGCAAGCAAAAUAUACCUCAAAAACAACGAUGUCUCACUGCCAUAGACAGACUGAUAUUCAGAUAUACAGUGCAUAUCAGCCAGGAUCCUCAUGGUUUUCAAAUGACCCCUGACUUACCAGCUGUUCUCUCUUUGUGUCUAAGAACUUAAAGGUAGUUGUGCAUUACUAUUAUGAUCUUUUUUUCUUUUUUUUUUCCAAUUUUCUUUCUAGCCUUUUGUAAAUAUUAAGGUAGUGAAUUAAUGUACGUACAUGUGAGUAUCCAGCUGAUGUAACUGGAAUGGCUGAAAUUAUUCGCCAACAUAGAAAAUUUCAUAAGCUAUUAUAGCAAACGUAUUUGUACAGACCUGGAAAAUUGAGAGGAUACAAAAAAUUGAAAUGAAAUUUGGUGCUAAGAUUUCUGGAUUUAGUUGGAGUUGAUUUCUCGGACUUUAUUUCUAGAUUUUUCCGUCUUGUUUUUUUUUUGUCGUUGUUUUUGUUGUUUUGAUAAAAAAAUAAAUACAUAAAUAAAUCAUGAACUACAAAAUAUGCUGUCAUGACAUUUUUGGCAUGGUACAAAUCAAUAUUUUUGCAGUCACUUUGAAUAGAAUGUUACUUUCUCUUUCCUCAGGAAAACACAAAACAUUACCAAACUGGGAUUUUAGUGACCAAGUAUUUGCUGCCCCAUGUUUUCUGCUCUCCAUUUUUAUUUUAUUUACACCCUCUGAGAUUUCAAAACUGAGGCAGGCUAACGCUGAGGUACCUGCCAUUUUUAAGAGUUACUCACAGAUCUUAAUCGAAAGCACAAAUGUUAACCAAAUGCAAACUGUGCCACAUACAGAGGUGACGACCACGUUUUUUUUUUUUUUAGGCCUGUUGAACACAUCUCAGGGAAGCAGCCUGGAUCUCACCCCCCGACCCCUACCCCCUGACCCCAAAUCAUAUCCAUCCAAACUUAACACACAACAAAAACAUAACACUUACCCACAGGCAGACAAAAAAAAGACACGCAAACAUCAAGGAAAAAAAAGGUUGAAAGAAAUGUGGUGUGUGCCAUGGCUCCUCCCCCCCGUUUUGUAUUGUUUCCUUGUUUAAUUCUUAAUUUAUUUAAAUAAGUGGUUUGUGUGCACUAAUAUUGUCUCAAUAAAGUGAAACCGCUGUGAAACUUGAUUUUUAUUUUUCCUUAUUUGUGGCCCAUUAAAUUGUCUAGUAUCAAAAAGAGGCCCUGCUUGGGGGUGGGGUGGGGGUGUUCCACCUAAACCCACCACACAAGGAGGAAAAGCAGCUUCUAGUGAAGAUUGCUGCUGUCAAGUGAACACACGGGGGGCUUUACUGAGAGAAUAGCAUCAUUUACACUACUGUGAUGUCAUCCAAUAUCUCUGUCAUCAAAGAAUCUGACAAACAAACUGUGAAAUCAUACGACACUGAAAACACUCCAGGUCCGAUAAACUUGAACACUGAUCCCCUCUCCAAUGUUCAAUAUUCCAGUGUUCACAUUUCACACAUGGGUAUCUCCAGUUGUUGCCUCCCCCCCCCAUUGUUUUUUUUCCUUUUCGAAGUCUUUGUCUUUGUUUUGAAGCCUCUGUCAUUCCACAUUGUGUACAUGUGUGUAAACCAUAAAUCUCAUAUCCUUCUCAGACAUGAAAAAGCCAGCCGUUUCGAACAAACUCCUCUGUUACGGCCCUGUUAUUCGAAUCAGUAUUUUACACAUCAGCCAAUGAAGGUUCAUUUAACUGUGCCCUAACAACUCUCAAUAUGCCUUUCAUGGUUUUCUUUGGAAGCCUUGUUUUGAGUCAGGGUCCCAGUUCAGACAGGUUUUCUAUUGGAAAACGGAAAAAGAGCAUACAAGGCAUGAACGCUAGAAACCAGGUACCACAUGCUCGUGACACCACGGCACAAGACGUGUAUGUAAAUGAUGAAAUUGUUCAGCGUGUAUCUGCCUGUGUGGUGCUCGGCCAGCGUGGAAUAAAUGUUUUGACAUGUGGACAAGUCACUGUGUGCAACGACACAACCGAGCACAAGGUUGCUUUUUAAUUCCAAACUGCUGCUAAUGUAUAUUUGGCUGAAUAAGGAAAAAGGGAAUAUCCAAGUGUUUCCAUGUCUUGCUGCCUCUCAACACAUGCAAAUGAACCUGAAUGCCAAAAAUAAGAAUUUUGUUGUAUAAUUCCGUACUAAUGACACUAGUAGAUGAGUGAAAUGUGUUUUUUUGUUUUGAUAUGAAGAAUAAAUGUGUCAGAAUUGUAUAUAUGUUGGGAUUUCACAGCGAACAUCAGGUGCAUUUUAUGUCGGCGUGUUUUAAAUACCUGACAUUUGCUCAAAAGGUUUACAAAAGUUGCAGGAGAGAAAUAUGAUGUUUAUGCUUCGUUUGAAGAGAAAAUACAAAAAUGAGAAAAUGCAGCUCUCUGUUGAUAGUUAAAAAGAAAUAAUAAUUAUAUUGACUCUGCAUAUGGUGGAUUGAUGAAGAUUCUGAACUGCCAAAAUGAGCAAAAACAUUGUUUAAAAAAGGUUCUCAGCAAAUGGGUUUCACUCUUAUUCCAUUAUUCUCUGUAUCAUUCUGACAUUCUUACAAAAAGGAUCCAAAAUUUGUGUCAUUAACAGAUGUGCAGGAUGUUGUAAAUAUAUAUAUCCCUCUUUUUUUUAGAUUAAAAUAAAGAUGAGUCAUUCAAAAGCAAUGAAAACCUGUCUGUUCCUCCUCUUACUGCUUUUAUCUAGAGAUUCUAAAAUUGUUUUCAUACAGUAUGAUUAAAAAUGUCUCAUCAUCCGU